GUGUUAAUAACGCAGUCGACCCGUCAGUUGCUCUUAAUCGCGGCGCUUUUGCACAAUACUAAGCCAGUGCAGAAUAUUUAAGAUCGUUUAGUUUGUGCACUCAAAAAAAAAGAUGUUAAUGUAAAAAGCAGGAAAAAUAAAUACAAAUCAAAUAAAUCGACUUUACUACUGUAAAUGACUGAUAUUAUAAGAGUCAAAUGAUUUUAUUCUAUUACUAUUCACCUUUUGACAGGUGUGUUCAUGAAUUGAAAUAGAAUGGUGUUAAAAUAAAAUACAUAAAAAGCAAAUCGAGUGCUAAUUUUAUUUGGCACUUUUAUGUGAUAAUUAAUCAUGUAGACCGCACAUAAUAUCAAAUAUAAAAAACAAAUUAAUAAUCACAUUUCACAGUAAAUGACAGCUUGUGUGAAAUAUGUCGCUGUACACUAUUUUUUAAAUUAAUACACUGUGCACCGAUUCGGGUUUUUUUUUUCUUGUGUAAAUUCGCUUGUUACCCAACUUUUAUGACCCUUGGGUCCGGUGACCCUUUAGUAACCGUCUGAUCUCUGCGUCUGUGUUCCGCUUAAAACGAUUGAUGCGACGCUGCAACGAGGCAGUUGCUCUUUAGAACGUCCGUCGCAAUGUUCUGGCUCGGAUUCGGAUUGCUGUUGGUCGCGUUGUCCCUAUACCUGCUAUAUGUCUUCGAGCGGCAGAGCAGGAUCGACCGGCUCACCCACAAUUGGCCAGCCCCACCGGCGCUGCCAUUCAUUGGCCAUCUGCACAUCCUAGCCAAAUUGGUGGGCCCGCAUCCACUUCGACGUGCCACCGAAAUGAUCGAUCAACAUCUGCACGAUCACCGCGGAAAACUGUGGAUGGGCACCAAGCUCUACCUCGUGGACUGCAAUCCCAAGGAUAUACAGGCUCUGUGCAGUGCCCAGCAGCUGUUGCAGAAGACCAACGACUAUCGGGUCUUCGAGAACUGGCUCUGCGAGGGCCUCUUCACCAGUGGAUUCGAGAAGUGGUCCCAUCGCCGGAAGAUCGUAAUGCCGGCCUUCAACUACACCAUGAUCAAACAGUUUGUGGCCGUCUUUGAGAAACAGUCGAGGAUUCUUCUGACGAAUGUCGCUAAAUUUGCCGAGUCCGGGGAUCAAAUUGACUUCCUGCAACUGAUCAGCUGCUUCACUUUGGACACUAUUUGUGAAACGGCCCUCGGAGUCUCUGUGGGAUCCCAGUCGAGCGCCAAUUCGGACUACCUAGAUGCUGUUAAAUCAAUCCUUGUGAUCAUCGAUAAGCGACUGAAGAACAUCUUCUACCGCAACUCGUUUAUUUUCAAACGCACAUCGCAUUACAAGCGAGAGCAGGAGCUGAUAAAAACGCUUCACGGAUUCACAGAGGGCAUUAUCCAGAAACGUAUUGAUGAAAUCAGCCAGGAUGCGGAGAAUCGCAACUACCAGAGUAAUGAUGCGGAAUUGGACGGAGUGAAGCGGACCCUUUGCUUUCUGGACACCUUGCUAUUGUCCAAGGGUCCCGAUGGCAAACCUUUGACAGUCAAGGAUAUACGCGAGGAAGUGGACACCAUCAUAUUUGGGGGCUUCGAUCUCACGGCCACCACCCUCAACUUUUUCAUGUAUAACAUGACUCUUCAUCCGGAGCACCAGCAGCGAUGCCGCGAGGAGGUGUGGUCGGUAUGCGGCAAGGACAAAAGUGAACCCAUCACCAUAGAGCAGCUGCGCGAAAUGGAGUUCCUGGAGGCGUGUAUAAAGGAAACACUGCGGAUGUAUCCUUCAGGUCCACUCACUGCCAGAAAAGCCACAGCCAACUGCACAAUCAAUGACUUCUUCAUACCGAAGGGUAGCGAUGUAAUCAUUUCACCAAUUUACAUGGGGCGCUGCAAGGACUUCUUUCCGGAACCCAUGGUCUUCAAGCCAGAUCGCUGGGCGAUUGGAGCGGAGCCCAAAAUUGAGGCCACCACUUUUAUACCCUUUAUGGCGGGGGCGCGGAGUUGCAUGGGCCAGCGGUAUGCAAUGGUCAUGCUCAAAAUGGUGCUAGCCCACCUGCUGAGGAACUUCCUCUUCGAGCCCCUUGGCGAGCGACAGGCGAAGUUGAAGCUCAACUUUGUGAUCACCCUGCAUACCGUUGAACCCUAUCUAUGUAGAGCUAAAGCUUUAGAUUGAGGCUAGCCAACAGUUUUUCUCUUAGCCAAUACGUUUGUCAAUAAAGUUAGGUAUUAUUGUAGGUACAUUCCGCUUUUUCUAGUCUCUUGUGUAUUUUUUUUUGAAUGGAAUGCUGAACUCAGUUAAGCUGCUUCUGUACUGGCCAAAAGAGUACAGGUAUUUCUAUCUGUAAAGUAUGCCUCAUUUAAUAAUUCAAUCAAACAGAUAGCUAACUCUAAUUUUAUCAGGAAUAUCUUAAGAAAGUUUAAUUUACGAAUUAUUUUCAAGAAUAGACCGCUAUCAAUUCGUUUCACUUGGAUCCUUUCAA
Messenger RNA from Drosophila sechellia, 2457 nucleotides. RefSeq names its product Cytochrome P450 312a1 (gene Cyp312a1). Gene Ontology annotation, molecular function: heme binding; iron ion binding; oxidoreductase activity, acting on paired donors, with incorporation or reduction of molecular oxygen. NCBI's taxonomy places the organism in Eukaryota, Metazoa, Arthropoda, Insecta, Diptera, Drosophilidae. The transcript has 3 exons. The coding region runs from base 618 to 2150 and encodes 510 amino acids. The record is from RefSeq and is a predicted model, not a curated record.